AUGGCGGACGUCGUCGAGAUUCACGGUGGGAAUGAUUUCGAGGAUGAUACGGAGGGUGACCAUGGAAUCAUGCGUCUUAAGGAGCAGGCGACCAAACGCAAGGGUCGGGGUUUCAGAGGAGAACUAGUUGCGCAUGCUCAGGAGGAGGAAUUCGAGUCUCUUAAAACAGAUGAUAAUGCUUCUGCAACGGGUCCCCAACGUUCUAUCGAGGGUUGGAUCGUAUUUGUUCGAAACGUCCACGAAGAGGCUACUGACGAAGACAUUCGAGAUAAGUUCUGUGAAUACGGAGAAAUCAAGAACAUCCAUCUCAAUCUAGAUCGACGGACCGGCUUUUUGAAAGGUUAUGCAUUGGUUGAGUAUGAGACUUUUAAAGACGCCAAUGCUGCUCUCCAGGCCUUGAAUGGUAGUGAACUGCAUGGACAGAAGAUUUUGGUUGACUGGGCUUUUGUGAAGGGCAACAGCCGCGGCAACGGUAAUAGUCGAAGGCCUGGUCAUCGGCACGGAGGCAGUGGCAAUCAGCGCCGUGUCAGCCGUUCUCGAAGCCGCAGCCAUUCAAGGUCUCGAGAUAGGGCCCGCAACUGA
Messenger RNA from Hydatigera taeniaeformis, 582 nucleotides. The record is from the annotation of a GenBank genome assembly. NCBI's taxonomy places the organism in Eukaryota, Metazoa, Platyhelminthes, Cestoda, Cyclophyllidea, Taeniidae.